AUGAAUUCCCGCGAUGAGUCUCUACCUAUGUCACCCACGAAGACAAAGCAGUUCGUGACCAUCUUUGGAGCAACAACACCUACUUCCCAGAACGACAUGGUUCGAUCUGAUGAUUUCCGAGAUGAUGGUGAUUUGAGUGGAGAUGAAGAUGAAGAUUAUGAGGAAGGGGAAGAGGAGGAAGAGGAAGAAACGGAUGAGGAAGAAGAAGAGGAAGGAGCUGUUUCUUGGCAGAAGAAUAGCAAUCCCGUAGGAUCAACCUUGGGGGUUUUGGCAGCUAUCAAAGAGGAGGAUUCCAGCGACGAGAGAUCACCGAAACCCAAACGUACAGAACGAGUUAAUCUGGUCGAGAACGCUCCAGCGGAGAAGUUGACAUAUGGCUAUUUCGAUUACACGGCGUCGAAGAAACAAGCAGGAGCAGUAGCAACCCCUAUUGAGGAAACGGCGGGCUCUGCCAGCACUGCUGCCGACAUCACCGCCGAACCCUUAGGAAGACCACUGACUACACAGAGGGUAAAGACCCCCUUGCCCGAAAGGCAGGAGCAGAAACAGGAUGAACCCUUUGUGAGGUCAACUUCGCCAGUUUGUAUGGAUUGCAUCGUGAAUGGAAAGGAUCAUCAUCAUGGAAGGGCUCCUGUCCAGUCUCCACCACCAGCAAGGGCUACCUUUCCUCAGCCUUCUUUAGAAGCUUCCCUGAAGAGGACUUCAAGCGAGUCGAUAGGAUCCAGUGAUUCCGCCGCACCCUCGAUAGAUCCUAAGCCAGAAAAUGCCAUCUCAGGAACACCGAAUAAAUCGCUCGGUCAUCCGAGUUUCUCGACACCCCAGAAACAGCCAUUUGACGGUCAGGCUCCCCCGACUCCAGCUGCAACUCCGAAUACUACUCCGGCGUUGAGGAGGAAAGGAAGUCUCCCCGUUAGAGAGCUUACGCCUUCACGGGAUUUGCAUUCACAGGGGAGUUUUUCGGACGUUACACCUCCACGGGAUCAAGCGAGCUUGAAGCUAGCAAUACCAACACCGCCAAAAGAAUCACAGUCAACUCCUUCCCACGACCGGUCAUCACCAACGAAAAAACUAUUUAAUCCAGGUACCCCUGCUAGACAACGGCUGCCAGCUAUCCCACCGACUCCUCCAACUACACCAGCAAGGAGAAAAAGUUUACCCCACGAGUUUUCAAAAUCGUAUCUGAGCCUUCCAACUCCAGUGGAAGAGGAACCAUCCUCAGCCAUAGAACCCGCCCAAGCCCAAGAUCAAGAGCAGGCCCAGACUCAAACCAAAACCCAGACUCAAACCCAACCCCAACCCCAGACCCAAGUCCAAACAGCGAGUGAGAUUAGAAAGGGACGUGGUCAUAGCCGAAGCCAUAGUGAAAGUCAUAGCCACAGUCACAGUCACAGUCACAGUCAUAGCCAUGGGGAUGGAGAUGACGAUAACUGUCCAUUUGUUAGCAGAGCCCGCAUCUUCAGAGAUAUGCACCAAACCAAAUCAUAUUCAAACAAACCUAAUGUACCGGAAUCAUCACGGCGUUUGUCACACUCAUACAGCGCAUCAGACAUCCAUAGUCAACGACGUUCAUCUAGUCUCCCCAGAAACCCCGACCCUUCGUAUUUGGGGAUGCCAUAUGGCUAUAGCCGUUCCACGUCACCGGAGCUCUCGCGUCUAUCACAGAGUUACAUCCAGCGCCCUGGUUCUUCUGAUGGUUAUAGGCGGCCGGGUUCUUCAGAUGGGUUUAGGCGUCCUGGCUCGUCUGACGGCUUCAGACGUCUCGGUUCAUCUGAUGAAUUCCGACGCCCUGGUUCUUCAGAUGGGUCCAGGCUGAACUACAGUUAUUUGCAGAGUCGACCUACAACUCCAGACGUUGGCUAUGGGGGUAACAGAGUCCCUUUUGUGGAAGGCUCCGAGUCGGGUUCAUGGAUGCCCCACCCGCCUCCACCGAGUAUAGCAUCUUCUGUUGGGACAUCGGCCAAUUCCUCUAUGCUGCUAAACCCUCUAGCGCCAGCAAUAAAUUUCAGAAAAGAGAUUCCUCAGCGACCUGUAUCCCGGAGCAUUUCCGAGAACGAUCUGCAUAACAUAGGGCGGUUUUUCGACUCUGUGCUUACGAGACGGGCGGGCGAACCAAUCGAACCAAUCGAAGAACCCGAUUCACCAAUAGAGGAACUAACUUCAGAAUCAAGGGUGGGGACAGUCGUACCAGAUAUCCCAAAAAUAGAGAUCACCGAGCAGAAAACUGGAGAUCCAAAAACGAGCGAAUUGGAUACAAAUAUUCUUACAGUUAUCAACAAGUAUUACCUUCGAGGCCAAAACUACUACAACUUUGCUUUCUCCCUCUUAAUCUUCUUUUUUGGGCUUGGAUGCUGCAUUGGGGUGGCUACAGGUUUUACAUACUUCUUUGGAGAUCGUGGUCUUGCGGCUGCUCUUUUUGGUCCAGGGAAGAUUUUGGAAGAUCUCAGUCCCUAUAUUGCGCUUUCGGUGUGGUUAGGACUUUUCAUAUGGAUCACCGUCUUCUCCAACCGAGCAUUCCAUCCAGAUGCGGAGAAGCUCAGGAAACAAGGCCUCCUCGCUGAAAUCAUUGGAUCCCGACGGGCAACAACAUUCAAGAGAAGACUCAACCAUAAAUGGAUGAAGAUGGUUAUAUUACUUUGUCUCAUUUCCGCUGGGACGCGCGGUUUAUACCUUGGUGGACAGAUCGUCGUGCCCCCUUUAGUGGUGGGAAUAAACAAGGGAGUUUCAGUAGGAAUGGAUUAUUUCAACACCCUGCGUACCCCCACCAUAGAGGUCGCGACUGGGACAGAGACCGAGGUGGACGCAGCGGCUCAGGAUCCCUGGGCAGAUAUGGAUUUCAUGUACUUCCAAUCUACUGAGGAUAUGGGAGCCAAGGAGGCUAGUAGCAUGAAAGGGAGCCAAGGGUACUCACCGAGCGCGGAUGGGGGUUACUUUGGAGAUGAGAAGGAGAUCAGUUGGGGAGAAGUACUGAAGAUGGGGUUGGCUGUGUUUGCACCGCCUAUGGGUGUGGGCGCGUUGGCCUGGAGAAGGGGGAGAAGCCAGUGA
Messenger RNA from Morchella importuna, 3042 nucleotides. RefSeq lists its product as uncharacterized. The record is from RefSeq and is a predicted model, not a curated record. The coding region runs from base 1 to 3042 and encodes 1013 amino acids. The transcript has a single exon. NCBI's taxonomy places the organism in Eukaryota, Fungi, Ascomycota, Pezizomycetes, Pezizales, Morchellaceae.